AGUGCCACAUAUUUCAGGCACUAUCAAACCACAUUUAACCAAAUCCUAUAUAUUUUUUUUUAUGUUUGAUCACCAAUACAACAUAUACACCUAUUUAUAUACUUUCUCUGUUUUUCUUUAUCUAUUUCAAGAACAAUGGCUAAUGAGAAUAUUCAAAACCAAGAUUUGAACUUGGUAUUGUCUAGUGAUGCUAAGCCUAGACUCAAAUGGACUCCUGAACUUCAUCAACGAUUUAUCGAUGCGGUUUCGCAACUUGGAGGCCCAGAGAAAGCUACACCAAAAUCUUUAAUGAGAGUAAUGGGCAUUCAUGGGCUUACUCUGUACCACCUAAAGAGUCAUUUGCAGAAAUAUAGGCUGGGAAAGGCUCAACAAUCACCCGCUUGUAGUGGAAGUAUGCAAGAAGAGUUUGCAGAUGAUCACAGAAGUGAUACCACUAGUACCGAUCACAACGAUGAAAUAACCCCAAAUAAUCAAAUUAACGAUAGUGUUUGUGAUGUCAGAAGCUUGAAGAUUGCUCAGGCUCUACAGAUGCAAAUGGAGGUACAGAGGAAGCUUCAUGAACAAAUAGAGGUACAAAGACAUUUGCAACUAAGAAUUGAGGCACAGGGGAAGUAUUUACAAUCGGUAUUACGAAAAGCCCAAGACACGCUUGCAGGGUACAAUUCAUCGGCUAUAGAAGUGGAAGUAGCGAAAGCCGAGCUUUCACAUUUAGUUUCAAUGGUGGACAAUGGAUGUCCGAGUUCUUUAUCAGUACUUACUGAGCUAGAAGAUUCAACCUUAAAAAAGGACAUUGAAGAAAACGCGAUAACAAAAUCAUCAUUGGAAAGCUCUUUGACAUCGUCUGAGAGUUCUGGGAGAAACGAAAACGAUCAUCUUGUUUUGUCAUUGAUGGAUAUGAACACCGCGGAAAAGAGUGCAAUGAGUAAUCUAAAGAAUGGAAGGAAGAGAAGUGGGAGUACAAUUUCUGAUGGUAAUUGUCAAGGGAAAAGAUUACAGAAAGAUUGCAAGAAGUUUGAUUUGAAUAGUCAAUAUGUGGAUGACUUUGACUUUGACUUUGAGUCAAGGUCAAACACAUUGGAUUUGAACUCCAAGUGAAGUAUGAGUUCAAUCGGGGAAAACUUUUGAUGGUCUUAUGUGACAUUGGUGAUGGAUGAAAGGUUUAUGCUAUAUAUGGAUGCUAUUUAGAUAAAAACAUAUCAAUAUCAUAUAGUAUGUAUAUCUAUAUCUCCAUUGAAAGAAGUAUAUAAAUAUGUAUUUUGGAAGGUAUGUGAACGUGUUUAUAUGCUCACAAGGCACAACAUUUAUGAUUACUUUAUAUUUUGUAUGUUUGUUUGCAAAA
This is a messenger RNA of Erigeron canadensis, 1339 nucleotides long. Its product is annotated as myb family transcription factor PHL8-like. NCBI's taxonomy places the organism in Eukaryota, Viridiplantae, Streptophyta, Magnoliopsida, Asterales, Asteraceae. The transcript is spliced from 6 exons. The record is from RefSeq and is a predicted model, not a curated record. The coding region runs from base 136 to 1095 and encodes 319 amino acids. Gene Ontology annotation, molecular function: DNA binding; DNA-binding transcription factor activity.